Messenger RNA from Rotaria sordida, 1383 nucleotides. The record is from the annotation of a GenBank genome assembly. Lineage: Eukaryota; Metazoa; Rotifera; Eurotatoria; Philodinida; Philodinidae.
AUGUCAGUUACUCUUUCAACAACCUCAAAAAACGCUUCGUUACUUAUUCACGACGGAUAUUCUUACAUUAUUGAUAAACGAAACGACAAGAAAAUAUUAUGGAAAUGCGAACAUGCCAAGAAAUUUAAAUGUCGUGGACGAUUACAGACGGAUUUAAACAAUGUAUUUAUUCGAACCACUGGUGAUCAUGAAAAUCAUACUGCAGAUCCACGUUCUGGACCAAUUCGGCAAUAUUAUGAUCGAUUACGAAAAGAAUCUGAACAAAAUCAAACCAAUCCGCACAAUAUUUUAACACAAGUCAAUAUCGGUGUUCAAGAUGAAGUACGUGUUCAAUUGACAAGCAACGACCAUUUGAAACGAAAUAUUCGUCGUUGGCGACAAGAGAUCAAUGUUGCACCAACACCUUCAACCAUCGAUUUUCCAGUUGUUCCAGAUAAAUACCAUCAAACAACACGUGACACAAUAUUUUUGCGUAAAGAUACUGGCCCAACAUCAGAUCGAUUAUUAAUUUUUUUUACUGAUGAACAACGAAAUAUUAUGGAAAAUGCCACAGAAUUCUUCAUCGAUGGAACAUUCAAAGUUGUACCGGAAAUUUUCUACCAACUUUUUGUUAUCCAUGCUAAUUAUCGUGAACAUGUGUUACCAGUAUCAUUUAUUCUAUUACCUGGCAAAAGUAAUCAAAUCUACCAAAAAAUGAUCAAUGACAUAAUUGCCUUAGUUCCAGGAUGGUCUCCGCGACGAAUCAUGAUGGAUUUUGAAAAAGCAUUAAUCAAUGUCUUUAGUGGUGCUUUUCCAACAGCCGAACUUAGUGGUUGUUUCUUUCAUCUCAGUCAAAGUGUUCAACGAUAUUUACAAGAUAAUGGUUUCAAGAAAAAUUAUGAAACUGAUAUUAUAUUUGCUGAUAAUAUACAUAAGAUAUUGGCAUUAGCGUUUCUUGAACCAAAUCAAGUUGUUAAUGGUUUUGAAUUUUUAUGUUCAGAUCUUGGCGAUGAAUACCAACAAAUUCUCGACUACUUUGAAGAUACUUAUAUCGGCCGUCCUGUUAGACGCUCAAGACGAACACCAAUGUUUCCUAUUGACUUGUGGAAUAUGGCAGUGCGUGUAAAGAACAAUAUGCAUCGAACAAACAAUCACGUUGAAGCAUGGCAUCGAAAAUUGAACUGUGCAUUUCAAUGUAAACAUCCAACAUUAUGGACAUUUCUCGAUAAAUUAAUCAAAGAAGAAAAUAAUAUCCAUUCAGAUAUCAUUAAUGCAAUGUCUGGUAGUCAACCAUCCAAGCGAAAAAACGAAUCAUUAAAUACACGGCUAUACAAUUUGGUUCAAAAUCCACAUACAGAUAUCAAAGAUCAAUUAAAAUAUAUCGGACGUUUAUUAUCGUUGUAG